Messenger RNA from Xenia sp. Carnegie-2017, 580 nucleotides. RefSeq names its product 39S ribosomal protein L43, mitochondrial-like. The coding region runs from base 76 to 459 and encodes 127 amino acids. The transcript has 3 exons. Gene Ontology annotation, cellular component: mitochondrial large ribosomal subunit. Gene Ontology annotation, biological process: mitochondrial translation. The record is from RefSeq and is a predicted model, not a curated record. Gene Ontology annotation, molecular function: structural constituent of ribosome. Lineage: Eukaryota; Metazoa; Cnidaria; Anthozoa; Malacalcyonacea; Xeniidae.
AAAUACACUUGCCCACUGAACUUUCAUGACAACGUUGUUAUUGCAGUUCACUGCACUUACGAUGAUAAAUCAAACAUGGCUGCCUCGGCAAAUUUUGGAAGAUAUGUAUGUCAACUAAAACGGCUGACUUUUAACUAUUGUUCUUUGGGUGGAAGUAGCAAAAUGAUGAGGACAUUCGUGAAGGAGAGAGUUGAAAUAAUAUCAAAGUCGUACCCAAAUAUCGCAGUAUACGUGACUGAGCGUCCCAACCGACAUCCUCGUAUUGUUGCGAAUUUUCUCAAUGAUAGCAGCAUGGUGAUUCCAUUAAAAAACGAUAGCGUUGAGCAGAUUGACGCUUGGGUGCACAGACUGCGAAGUUCAUCUGGAAAAAAACGACAGGAUAAAUACCGAUGGCAGACACUAAAUCCGUCUACUCAAGGAACUUGGUCACCUUAUGUUAAUAAGAAUGCUGUUAAUUGAUUAAUGCAUACUUGAAAAGCAAGAAACAGAUUUGAAAUUUAAGAGUUUUCUUCUUCAUUUAUAAAUUAAUAGAUUGUAUUAUUCCUAUUGAAGCAAUAGUUAUAGAUGUGACAAAAUCAAA